Anopheles darlingi is the source of this 917-nucleotide messenger RNA. RefSeq names its product molybdopterin synthase catalytic subunit (gene Mocs2B). Gene Ontology annotation, cellular component: cytosol. The coding region runs from base 1 to 468 and encodes 155 amino acids. Gene Ontology annotation, biological process: Mo-molybdopterin cofactor biosynthetic process. Gene Ontology annotation, molecular function: molybdopterin synthase activity. The transcript has a single exon. The record is from RefSeq and is a predicted model, not a curated record. Lineage: Eukaryota; Metazoa; Arthropoda; Insecta; Diptera; Culicidae.
AUGAAUUAUAUUAAGCUAACGUUCGACAAGCUGGACGUUGGUGCGCUGAGCGAGCUGGUAGCACACGAAAGCUGCGGUGCGGUAUCGCUAUUCGUGGGCACAACGAGGGACAACUUCGAGGGUAAAACCGUGGUGCUGCUGCAGUACGAGGCGUAUGAGGCGAUGGCCUUGAAAACCAUGAACCACCUGUGUGAGGAGGUUCGCGGUCGAUGGCCGGACGUGGUCAACAUCGGGAUUCACCAUCGGUUGGGCACGGUACCGGUGAAGGAGGCAUCCGUGGUCAUUGCGAUCAGCUCACCGCAUCGCCAAUCGAGCCUGGAAGCCGUUCACUUCACCAUCGACGAGCUGAAGAAGUCGGUGCCCGUAUGGAAGAAGGAGCAGUACCGCGAAGGAGAGGGUAGCUCGGAAUGGAAAGAGAACAGCGAGUGUACUUGGUCGCAAAAGUACAAGGACAAUCAUAUACUGUAGCGGGGCGGGGGGCUAGCGCAACCCAUCCGCUACACUAAUGAUCAUGCACGCGAUCAUCGCCUUAAAGGAAGCGAUCGACAGCAUAGCUGUUGGAUGUCGGUUAUGACAUGAAAAUGACUACGGUGCUCCGGACAUGAUUCCAUUUGUUGAAUAAUGCUUAGGGCGAUCUUUAAGACAAACGAACAAAAAACUGCACAAUCAUCGUACAGCGUAUGCGUAUGAUAUCAGCUCGUCAAUCAUCUUCAUCGAGAGGCGGAUGCCCAAGAGAUAGCGAUACAGGGUGUUCUAGGAGCAACAAGCACAUAACUCGUUUUCACUCCACAAAGUAAACUUUCCUAAGGUACAAGAUGAAUAGCAAUAAAGAUUGCGAGUCGAAAACUUUGGUGCAAUAAAAUUUAAAACUAGAAUGUGAUGAGAACUUUAAUAAAAACUAUUUACCAAAAAUUUAC